AUGAGCGCAAUUCGUGGAGCAUUCCACACAUCGCAACCGAGAGUGCUUCAAUUCACUUUCAAUCACUCCCAUCGCCAGCGCGUUCCACAUGUCGUCGAUGCACCACAUUGGGACUACAUUGGGACCACAUUGGACCACGUUAGACCUGUGGCUACAACAAUGAUGAUGACGAUGAUGUAUCCACUGGCAAUGGAAUGGUGGAGGACGCCCCAUGGCGGUGAAUCCCUUUUGCAGCAUCACCUCCUCCUACUCCUCUUAGCCAUUGCCUUAUCCACCGCCCAGGCUGUGCUCUCUCCGCCUGGUUACAAUGACGACGACACCUCACCACUGCCCCUGCGUCUGGAGGAUCUGGAACGUGAGCAGGAGCAGCAUCAGCAUCUGGACCUCAAUCGACCGCCUCUCUUGCCCAACCACUACGAAUGGCGACCGGAUGUGGCAGCCAGUCUCCCGCCCAGUUAUCUCCAAGAUGCUGCCCAUCGAGAGCGAGAGCGGGAAAGGGAUUUGGAGCGUCUCCAGCAACUGGAGGAACUGCGUCAACUCCAGAGACAACAUCAACAGCUGAGCGCUGGCUAUGCAUUUCCCUCGCACCUGCCAGGUGUGCUCUAUGUAGGACCCACGGCAGCCACGCCCACACCCACAACAACAACACCUACUGCUGCUGCUGUUGCUGCCACACGAUUCCUUAAACCCAUAGUGCCCUAUGACCUGGAAUUGGGUCUUAAUGGUGUCCAAUAUGUGGCCAGUAAUGCUUUGCCUUUGCCUGUGCCAAGACCUCUGCCACCGCCCAAUGGAAGACCACCUUUUAGUUAUGGAUUUACCCAGGGACAAACUAGACCCCAGAAGUCUUUUGGACCACCUCAAUCCAAGCAAUUUGCUUUUGCACCACGUCAUUAUGCCAAUGGACCCAGGAUUCCUUUGCCUUAUCCACCCAGCUUUGUGAGCAUUACAACAAGGCCACCACCUGGUUAUAGAUCGAAACCCUUCCGGCCAUCCCAACCAGAUCCCACACCAGAUCUAUUUGCGGGACGUAACUCCAAGUCACUGUUGGACUCGUACAUACCCAGUUGGGAAGUGUUGCGUCUAAUCAGAGAGCAAAGCUCUCGAAGAGGAGAAUUUAAUCCCAUUCAGCGUCAAACUCUGGCUUAUGCAGCGCCACAGCAUCUAAGGUUAUACAAAAGAGAUUCCUUGGAUUCAAAUCGUAUGAGAAUUGUGAAGAAAUCAUUGCCAGGAGAGCCAGGGAAAGCCAAGGAGUAA
Drosophila serrata is the source of this 1254-nucleotide messenger RNA. RefSeq lists its product as uncharacterized. The record is from RefSeq and is a predicted model, not a curated record. NCBI's taxonomy places the organism in Eukaryota, Metazoa, Arthropoda, Insecta, Diptera, Drosophilidae.